AUGUCAGAAACACCACCACAAGGAACUAACCGAUCAAGUCCACUGUCCUGUGUGCAGAGUGAUGUGGCCAAUUUGCCCAAUGAAAUCCUCCUCCACAUAUUCAGCUACAUCAGUUGUGAAGAUCUGUGGCAAUGUAGAGAGGUCUGUGCGAACUGGCAUAAUGCAGCCAUGGAUCCGUUUUUGUGGCAAGCUAAAUUGUGUGAAUUGUUGGGCACGCGUUGGUCCGUCAUCAGUUGUGAUAAAAAGCCUCAGGUUGCACCAGAUUUCACAGAUUUAAAUGUGUUACAUCCAUGUCACAUUUAUCAUUUUCUCUUUCGUUACGUACCUCCACAUUUGCACACACAGGUUGAGUUAGCCGGUGCAUUGUCCCAAGAAAAUUUCACGGAAAUCAGCCCGUUUCAUGCACGCAAUUUCAGACCGACAAUCGGUGAGUAUAUUUUGAACUGGUGGAAUCAAAUUGUUCGGCGAUUUUCCAUGACCACCGCACGACGUGCCACAAGACCGACACCUCAACCGUUUCGUUACGCCGUGUUCGGCCCCGGAUUCGAUGCCCGUGCCACAAGUCGACUAUUCAGUAAAUUAGUCGAUGCAAGAACUAAAUCAUUUGAGCCGAUCGAUAUGAUUCCCGGUCGUAUGGGUUUCGGCGCGGGACUGACCCUGCGAUUGUAUUCCCAGGCGCAAAGAGCAGCCUAUGAUCCAUCGCUGAAACCACGCUGCACAUCGACAAGUCACAAAGACGCUUCCAUUGAUCCUUCACUCACUUCCAAUGGGGUCUCACCGAACCAAACACCCGUCGGUACUCCGAACAACCUACGUCGAGGGAUAACUGAAAGUGCAAACUCCCACCCCAAUUCUCCGCGGGUUUCAUUACACGCAAAAAAGAUCUUGGAUGACACACCACCAAUGGAGGAUUUUGUUUUUGACCUUCAUUAUUUGUACGCAUUUCACGGACAUAUCAAUCAUACAUUUAGCUAUCAACGAGAACGAAUAUUGGGUAGUCGUUUGUUCCGGCAUCCAGAAAUAGACGAGGGGAUCACUGACGCAGAACUGUUGUCCACUCUUACCGUAAGCGAAGGGAUGCAAAACAUUCUGAAUGGACUAAAUGGAAUGAUCUAUGCAAUUGAUGCACGAGAAUCGGUGGAACAGUCCCUGUAUUUGUAUCAUGAACUUCAAGCUGUGCUCCGUGGUCUACCCGCGUAUAUUUCCCAAUCGGUACCUAUUGUCAUCCUGUACAUUAUGCCGAAGGAAGAAAUUCCCUUCGAACCAUUUCCCGUCAGAUCUGUGAACCGUUCAAACAUCAGUGAAGGUCUGAAUCGAGACAGCUACAGCGGGGCGGACUACACUGUAUCCUGGCGUGGAUCCCUUUUGUUACCCAUUUCCUGUCUGCGUUUAUUUGAGCUGAACAACCCAUGGCGACUGCAGAAAUGUGCCAGUAAUGAUAUCAAAGCUGUGAUUCAGAGUAUUAUGUGGCUCAAAUCCCGGUCACCUGUGAUACGAACCGGAGAAGAUCCAGUUCUGUUACGCUCCAACUCAGCCGUGUAA
This is a messenger RNA of Echinostoma caproni, 1542 nucleotides long. The record is from the annotation of a GenBank genome assembly. Lineage: Eukaryota; Metazoa; Platyhelminthes; Trematoda; Plagiorchiida; Echinostomatidae.